GUAAGCAUGAUGCGAGCGUCAUGGAUGUGAGAGAUAAUCGCAGAUGAUCGCAACGUGUAUGCGUGCCUGGUGACUGACAGGUGAUAGACGAUGGUGCGUGAUUGAAGCAAAUGUGGAAAAAGGGGAGCGAAGAAUGACCGAGAAUCUUGAGUUUGGAGCGCGCGAUUCGACUGCGUUCGACGUGUCCAGAGGUAGCGUUCGCUCAGAUAAAAUCGAAUGACAGUGCACCUAGAUAAGGAUACAAAAGCAUCUUCACAGACAGCCGAUAAUUUAAUUAGCCGAUUAUGUAAUUUGUAAUUGUCUCUUUCAUUCCGAGGACACAUAACAAUGUGUAAGAAAGGAAGUGCAAACUCGUGACGAAAAACGUAACGUCGACUGGUUAACGUAACGUUACCAUUUUUUGUUCUCUCCCCGUUUCUUUCUACAUUGUCCCCGCAGUCUAUUGAUCGCACAAAUGUUUCGGAGGUGCAAUCUCGUCAGGCAACUUCGUGGUGCGUCGACGGAGGCUGCUGCAGUCGCGGAGACGCCGUCUCGGUUGCAGCGGCUCAGAGCAAAGUUGCAUGACGAUGAGCAGCAGGGGAUACUCACGGACACGUUUGGACGUAAGCACACGUAUCUCAGGAUUUCCCUUACGGAGCGUUGCAACCUUCGCUGUACAUAUUGCAUGCCUGCGGAGGGCGUCAAAUUGACGAAGAAAGAAGGUAUUCUAAAAACGGAGGAGAUAAUACAAAUAGCUGAUCUUUUUGUCAAAGAAGGUGUGCGCAAAAUACGUUUGACCGGCGGCGAGCCCACAGUUCGUAAGGACGUCAUUGACAUCGUCGGACAACUGAAGCAACUGAGAGAUCUGGAGCAGGUUGCGAUCACAACUAAUGGGUUGACUUUGACACGUCAAUUGCCAGCUCUUCAACGAGCGGGAUUGGAUGCGCUCAACAUAUCGUUAGACACUUUCAAAGAGGAGCGUUUUGAGUUGUUUACUCGCAGGAAGGGCUGGGCAAGAGUUGUGGCUUCCAUAGAUCUUGCUGUUCAGCUUGGUUAUAAUCCCGUGAAGGUCAACUGCGUGAUAAUGCGAGGACGCAACGACGAUGAAAUAAUUGAUUUUAUCAAUUUCACGAGAGACCGGCCUAUCGAUGUACGUUUCAUAGAGUAUAUGCCGUUUCAAGGAAACGAAUGGAAGGAAAAUAAGAUGGUUCCCUUCGACGAGAUGAAAACAAUAAUCCGAGAGAAAUAUCCUGAUUUCCGAGCUCUGCCAAAUCAGCCCAACGACACGUCCAAGGCCUAUCACGUGCCAGGAUUCGUGGGGCAGGUCGGGUUCAUUACAUCCAUGAGUCAACAUUUCUGCGAUUCGUGUAAUCGCUUAAGAAUAACGGCGGACGGAAAUUUGAAGGUAUGCCUGUUUGAAGGAAAAGGCGAAGUCUCACUUCGAGACGCCUUACGAAAUGGAGCUUCGGAAGAUGCGCUUAAGGAUUUGAUAAGAGGAGCGGUAUCGCGAAAAAAGAAGCAACACGCAGGGAUGUUCAAUCUUACACAGAUGGAAAAUAGGCCAAUGAUUCUGAUUGGAGCAAAUCGUAAGAAGAAACUUUCUUGCAAAAUGAGUAACAUCAUGUCGAUGCGGUACAAAUAUUUCCCAUAUAUUCCAACCUAUUUUAAAAGUAAUUCAAGUAUUAGAAUGUAUUCAUCAUUAUCGCACAUAGAUGAAACUGGUAAAGCAAGUAUGGUGGAUGUUGGGUGGAAAAACGACAGUAAACGUGUAGCAACAGCAAAGGGAUUCGUGAAGAUAGGUCCUAUUAUCAGUAAUCUGAUCGCGGAAAACAAUGUAAAGAAGGGUGAUGUGUUAUCGGUGGCCCAAUUGGCCGGUAUUAUGGCAGCGAAACGUACCUCUGACCUCAUACCGCUGUGUCAUCCGCUCUCUUUGUCUUAUGUAAACGUACGUUUAAGAUUGAACGAAGAAUCGCACGAAGUCGAAAUCACAUCGGAGGUCAGAUGUACCGGCAAGACCGGCGUCGAAAUGGAAGCUUUAACCGCUGUAAGUAUAGCGGCUCUCACGAUCUAUGAUAUGUGCAAGUACGCGGCCAAUCCUGGCACAAUGCAAAUUUACGGUAUAGAAUUGGUGUCGAAAACGGGCGGUACGAAGGGUGAUUUUGUGAUAGAUAAAGCGUAGACGAUAUCUUUACCCUGUCGAUUACACGAAUCAUCGACAGGAUAAAGAUUCAUUCUGCCGUGGUUAUAAUUAAAUUAUUAAAUAAUACAGAAUAGAGUACAACAUUCCAAAAGCCUCAAAUAUGUUUGAAGAAAAGAAGUUUGUGAGCUUGUUGAUGUGUUUAGAUUAUUUAGAAUGUCUAUUAUACGUAGAUUUUAUACAUAUUUUACAUGGUAAGAGGGGGGUAAUUAUAUUUUACGCGCAUAAUAAUACAUAGAAUACUUUUAUACACACAUGUGUGUCUAUACAUAUACGUAUAUAUAAAAUAUCAGUGAUAAAAACAUUACUAAAUCCCGCAUAAUAAUUAUCAAUUUUAAUUCAAAAUGGCUGUAUGUCCAGUCUCGUCUACAUAUUUUUGUACUUAUAUACAUAUAUACGCGUAAUUAGUGUAAAGAUAAGCUAUUAUUGGAUUACGCAUAACAAUGAAAACCAUGACCAUUCCAAUAUUUCAACGGGACAUGCAAUAAUCUCUUCCUAAUUUUUUUAUAAGUUAAAGAGACCUUCAUAAAUAACGCAAGGUCUUAAAUGUAAGUGGAAAAAUCUUAGAAAAACGAUUAAUAUAAUGAUAAUUAGAUCAGAAGUUAUGAAUUAGGUCAUUAAGGGUGUGUUAAUGUUUGUGUACUAAGUUUAAACGAAUAUGUAUGCAUUUGUUUAAACGAAAAGGAAAAAAUUUUACUACGAUUAUGUACAAAAUAUUGGUAAAACAUGUAAAGAAUUCGUACGCUUUGUCGUGAAAUUUCUCUCAAAAGGGAAAUUAAAAGCAGAGUGCAAUAACAGGAAAUAACACAACGAUGCUUACAUUGUUGUACCUUCCGACUAGCGCCUUUUAAUAAGCAUUUAAUAUUAUCACGAGGACGAAAGCAUCCGUUGAAGAAAAUAAAAAGAGGGUGGUAAUACGUAAACAGAUUUUGCCAAGAGUUACCCUAUAUUACGGGUCACAAAUAAUUCUGUCAUAUUGUAUUUUUUAAGAAUAUUGUUACGUUGUUGAAAGAUUUUAUCGCAAUAUAUUGUUUAAUAUACAAGA
Molecule: messenger RNA, 3221 nt
Organism: Temnothorax curvispinosus
Lineage: Eukaryota; Metazoa; Arthropoda; Insecta; Hymenoptera; Formicidae
Gene: Mocs1
Product: molybdenum cofactor biosynthesis protein 1
Exons: 7
Coding region: 455-2158 (567 amino acids)
Biological process (GO): Mo-molybdopterin cofactor biosynthetic process
Molecular function (GO): GTP 3',8'-cyclase activity; cyclic pyranopterin monophosphate synthase activity; 4 iron, 4 sulfur cluster binding
Source: RefSeq, a predicted model, not a curated record